GUAAAGUUAGUCAGAGUGUGAGCCACGCUGCAGUCGAGACAAGUCUCUGUUUCUCUCUAAAAGAAAAUUCACACUGACUUCAUCAGGUCUUUGUCAACAACACAGCAGAGUCUCUGCCCAACACUGUGUGUAGAUAUGGCUGCUGCAAGCUAUCUGCCAUCUGAAGAUCAGUUUCUGUGCUCCAUCUGUCUGGAUGUGUUCACUGAUCCUGUCAGCACACCAUGUGGACACAACUUCUGCAAAAACUGCAUCACUAAACACUGGAAUAUUAGUGACAGGUGCCAGUGUCCAAUGUGUAAAAAGGUUUUCGACACAAGACCUGAGCUGCGAGUCAACACUUUCAUCUCUGAGAUGGUCGCUCAGUUCAAACAGUCAGCUCAACAGAAAGCCAGCAGCAGCAGCUCACAGCAACAAGUGUCCACACCAGGAGAUGUUCCCUGUGACGUCUGCACUGGAACCAAACUGAAGGCCCUGAAGUCCUGCCUGGUGUGUCUGGCCUCCUACUGUGAGACUCACCUGGAGCCUCAUCUGACAAUGUCAGGCCUGAAAAGACAUCAGCUGAUCGACCCUGUGGAGAACCUGGAAGACAGGAUGUGUACGAAGCACGAUAAACCUCUGGAGCUGUUCUGUAAGACCGACCAGACAUGUGUCUGCAUGCUCUGCCAUGUUUCAGACCACAAGACACAUGAUGUUGUUCCUCUGAAAGAAGGAUAUGAAGAAAAGAAGGCUGAGCUGGAGGCUGAAAUUCAGCAGAUGAUCCUGAAGAGACGACUGAAGAUUCAGGAGAUUAAACGCUCAGUCGACCUCAGUGAGAAAGAUGCAGACAGAGAGAUAGCAGAAGGUGCUCAAGCUUUCACGGCUCUGAAGGAGUCCGCUGAGAGAGGCCAGGCCAAUCUCAUCGACACCAUUAAAGACAAGCAGAAAACAAUGAAAAGAAAGGCCGAAGUCUGCAUUGAAGAACUGGAGCAGGAAAUUUCUGAGCUUAGGAAAAGAAGCACUGAAGUGGAGCAGCUCUCGCGCCCAGAGGACCACCUCCAUCUUCUCCAGAACGUCGAGUCCCUAAACACCCACCACCCAACACCCACCAAGGACUGGACAGUGGUCACCUUCUGUCCAUUGUAUGAGGGGACUGUGACGAGAGGUGUGUCUCAGAUGGAGGAGACACUCAGUAAAGAGACGAGGAAGCUGGUUGAAGCUGAGCUGAAGAGAGUCCAGCAGUAUGCAGUGAAUGUGACUCUUGAUCCUGAUACAGCACAUCCUGAACUUCUCCUGUCUGAUGAUGGGAAACAAGUGCAUCAUAGUGACGAGAAGGAAUGUUUCAGCUACAGUCGAGACAGAUUUACUCAUCAAUAUCGGGUUUUAGGAAAGCAGAGUUUCUCUUCAGGCAGAUUUUACUUUGAGGUUCAAGUUCGAAGAAAGACUGAAUGGACUUUAGGAGUGGCCAGAGAGUCAAUUCGCAGGAGAGGAUACAACAGACUGAGUCCUUACAAUGGUUACUGGACCAUAUGGUUGAGAGAAGGAAAUGAAUAUGCUGCUCUUACUGAACCUUUAGUCCGUCUCUCUCUGAAGUCUCAGCCUCAGAAGGUGGGGGUGUUUGUGGAUUAUGAGGAGGGUCUGGUCUCCUUUUAUGACGUAGAUGCUGCAGCUCUUAUCUACUCCUUUACUGGCUGCUCCUUCACUGAGAAACUCUUCCCAUUCUUUAGUCCCGAAUGUAAUGAUGAUGGUAGAAACUCUGAUCCUCUGAUCAUCUCUCCUGUCAGAGUAAAAUAAUCCCUUCUUAGGGUGUGGGCAGUAUCUGGUUUUUCAUACCUUCAUACCCCCCUGAACUUUUACUGGGGUAUAUGGUACAUAACGGUAUCACACUUCAUUCUAACUGGACAGAAACAAAAAACAAGGAUCACCAGGAUAAUCUUGUUAGUCAUCUAGUUAGUUGGUCCACUAUUCCACCAAUCACCAGCUCUGGUUUUCUUCAUAAUAAUCCCUUUAAACACCGAGUUGGAUGUCAAAAAUAUGCUGUUUUUGGUGUCUCUCUCUCAGUUGUUGCUGGCCGUCUCUUUACUGCAACAUUAUCCCCCACCACCACUCUGGAGAAUGACCUCUGGUGGUGCAUGCUGUGCAUUACAUACAAUGGGUUUAACAGACAGAGGAGGGCGCAUAUUUCUGACGGUACUGAAAAUCAUAAUGUCAGGAUUUCUGAAUACCCUAAUAUACCGUAAUACUGGGGAUACCCCCCAAGCCUAUCCAUGUUAUUUCAUAUACUUAUUU
Messenger RNA from Epinephelus lanceolatus (giant grouper), 2265 nucleotides. RefSeq names its product E3 ubiquitin-protein ligase TRIM21-like. Gene Ontology annotation, molecular function: protein binding; zinc ion binding. Lineage: Eukaryota; Metazoa; Chordata; Actinopteri; Perciformes; Serranidae. The record is from RefSeq and is a predicted model, not a curated record.